This is a messenger RNA of Ictidomys tridecemlineatus (thirteen-lined ground squirrel), 4120 nucleotides long. NCBI's taxonomy places the organism in Eukaryota, Metazoa, Chordata, Mammalia, Rodentia, Sciuridae. The record is from RefSeq and is a predicted model, not a curated record.
AUGGCGUCCGCGGGGCGUCUACUAGCGAGGGUUUGGCUGCCAGCCGGGCGUGGACCUUCCCAAGAUGGCGGCAGCCGGGGCAACAGCGCUCAGGGGGCGGAGCUCCACUGCCGGAGGCGGGGCAGGGAGCCAGAGGGUCGGGCUAGCGGGCGGGCAGCUUCUGAAGUAGGCAGGCCCAGCGCGCUUGCGCGGAGCGGCCCUGCGCGCAGUGAGGCAGUGGCGGGGGAAGGCACCGGUGGGGCCGACUGGCGGGUUGAAGGAGGGAAGCGGGCGAGCGAAGUCCCAGUGCGCGCCGCGGCGGCCCGGGUACCCUCCCCUUCCGGGCUUGAGGCGCUCGGCUCGCUGGCCGGCUCGGGCUUUGUGCUCGCGGCGGCUCAGGCUCCCGCGCAGGCUCGCAGACCCCCGGGGCUGCGCUCGCAGUCUCCGACUAGGGGCGGCGGCCCGGUCAUCCUGCCUGGAAGAGUGACCUACUUCUGCCUGGGUAUUGGUAGAAUUCUUUCUUUAUCCUUGAAGUUCAGUAACUUCAUCAGGAUAUAUCUCGGUCUUGGUGUGAUUCUCUAUUACAUUUUCCUGUUACAUGAACUCAACAAAAAUCCAGUGGAAGGCUUUUCAGCAGGUUUAAUAGAUGACAAUGAUCUCUAUCGAUGGGAAGUCCUUAUUAUUGGUCCUCCAGACACACUUUAUGAAGGUGGUGUUUUUAAGGCUCAUCUCACUUUUCCAAAAGAUUAUCCCCUCCGACCUCCUAAAAUGAAAUUCAUUACAGAAAUCUGGCACCCAAAUGUUGAUAAAAAUGGUGAUGUUUGCAUUUCUAUUCUUCAUGAGCCUGGGGAGGAUAAAUAUGGUUAUGAAAAGCCAGAGGAACGCUGGCUUCCUAUCCACACUGUGGAAACCAUCAUGAUUAGUGUCAUUUCUAUGCUGGCAGACCCUAAUGGAGAUUCACCUGCUAAUGUUGAUGCUGCGAAAGAAUGGAGGGAAGACAGAAAUGGAGAAUUUAAAAGGAAAGUUGCACGCUGUGUAAGAAAAAGCCAAGAGACUGCUUUUGAGUGACAUUUAUUCAGCAGCUAGUAAUUUCACUUAUUUCAGGGUCUUCAAUUGAGAAACAUGGCACUGUUUUUCCUGCACUCUACCCACCUAUAUUGCUGGACUUCUGUUGUAACAAGUUGGCAAAACACUGGCUGGAACUGGGCUGCAAUAAAACAUGCCAGUUAUCAAUGCUGACAAGAGCCUAACAAGUGCCAACUUACAGAUGAUUACGCAUUUUGAAUUCUAAUGAACUGUUUUAACCUUCAGGAAGAAUUGUAAAGACGUGUACAUAGCACAACAUGAUCCGGAUAAUAUAUAUACUGUUCAUGUACAUCCACAAAUACACCUUGUACCAAAUAAUGCUUUCUUGUAGUAGAAUAAGAAUCGUGUAAAUUCUAAAAAGAUUUUAGCAGGUUUUCUUUCCCUAUUCAUUGUUUCUUAUCAGUUUAAAAAGACUCCUUAAAGCAUGUCAGAUGAAAAGCAAUUAGGAUUAAAAGUUUCCAUUUAAUUUCCUUUAAACCAUUGAGGCUUCAUUAAACCCUUGUCACUUACUAAACUUUUGUAUCUUCUUUGUUUUGACAGUCCCCUUUGCUUUUAUCUCUUCUAUCUGCCAGAAAGUUCUCAGAUGAUUUAGUUCAAAUACUGAAAUACUUAAUAAGCAAUUACUUGAUUUUUUAAUGAUGACUUCAGAGGAGUGGUCAUCACUAGGUGCUUUGUCUUUUUGUAUUCUAGUUGCACCCAUCUCUUGGAUUGGAUGUAGCAAUAACAUUUUCUGGCUGUUGAGAGCUCUUGAACCUAGACAUUAUCCCAAGAACUUAAAAAAAAAAAAAGUUGGUUCUAAAUUCAACUUACUGAAAUUUACCCCAAAUAAUACAAAAUUCUGAUUUGGUUUUAUUUUUGCCCUUCAGUUGACUUAAUGUAAAGUUUGGAUAAAUAAAGCAUGCACAACUACAAGCUUUUUACUUCUUGGUUUGCUAUUAAGAAUGCUAUUUGCCCUUAUAUCCUCCUUAAUCCUUCAUAUUUCUUUGUCUCUAUUCUUCAAUACUAGAGAUUUUUCUCACCUAUUGUACAAAGAAAUUUCGAUGUAUAUUUUCAUGUAAUUUGAUUUUGGAAUUCUGUCACCUUAUGUAGUGAGUUCUUCCAAAAUAUAAUUUUUUUCCAAUAAUUGUCAAGUUGUUGGCUUUUAUUGUAUUGAAUGAAGGUUUUAAUACUGAAUGCCAGAGAAGUGCAGUUUAGAAAAAUCUCAGGUUGAUUCCUUAUGCAAACAAACUUAAUACUUGAAAAUCACAUGGCCAUGGCAGUGUAAGUAUUGGGUUUUAUCUGGAUUCUUAUGUGAGUCUAAAAGUAUUUCAGAGGUAAAUGCUCUGCUAUUUGACAUACAGAUUCUGUCACUGACAUAGCACACUUGGAUUUGAUUAUGAGCAUAUUUCAUAUCAUAAAAUUUUCUAAACUUCAGCAGUUGGUGAAAUGAGCAUGUGCACUGUUAGACAGUCCUAGCCUUCUUUCUGUUUAUUGUGAGGUUGAGAGUGAGAAGCAAUCUUUGGCAUAUAAGGGAUAGAACUUGAGACAGUACCAGAUCGGGUAUGGUGUAUGACUGCGAGAAUCAGUGAGAAUUGGUGCAUCCCUCCUCUGUGGGGUUUGGAGAAAUACUUUGGCAGAAGAGAGAAAGGAAUCCUGUCAAUAAUGUAGACUUCUACCAGUUUUUCAGGUUUUUUUUUUUUUUUAAAGCAGAGGUAAAAUGGUUACAGAUGUAGUCCCAGUGAAGAGUGAUUUUUAUAAAUCCCAGUCUGUUCUUCAUUCAAGUAUUGUAGAAACCCAUAAAUAUUAUUAAAAACUCUUACAUGUUCAGUGACUAUAAAAAUUGAUUUGAUUCAUUGGAGCCCAAUUUUCUUCAAGAACUUAAUGACUUUUGUCUUUCCCAGAGACUUUGUAAAAAUUGUUGCCCCAAAGUGCUAGCUAGACUGCACUCCUACUAGGGACUUUGAAUGCAAUCUCCUUCACUCUUAAGUCAGAAAUCGUCCACAUAGUAGUUGCUUGUGGAGUUGGAAUUUUGCUCUUAUGGCUAUAAUUCCACUAGCAAUCUGUUGAGUUAAAACCUGGGAUUUGACUGCUCAAUAAGUAGCAAAUGACCUAGUGACUCAGGGACAACUGUUUCUGAACAAAACUUUAAGUGCCACUUUAAUGCAGUUAUGUUGGUAUGACUGGGUGGUUUUUUAGGGCGUAGGGGAAUAGGAGAGGCAGGAGCGAGUGCCUCUCUUCCUCAUACUCUUCCAACUAUGUCCCCUCACCAUACUACAAACUGAAACACAGGCCUUGAUAGAUGGAGGAUUCCUUUUCCUCUUUCAGAGAUGUCAUCCGUGCCUUUCCCAGUGUUCAUCUGACCAUGAAUUUAAAUGCCUCUACGUUUGAUAUUUAAAUCACUCAGGUGACACUGAACUAGGUGGCUUUUGUCCCACCAGUGCCUCAUCAUUAGUGUGAGGUGAUUCUUCUCUGCUUUAGGAAAAGGACCCCCCCAACCCCCAACUUUGUGCCAACCAUUAAUAUCUGCAUAGUCCUUUGGGUGUAGAACUGUUGGCUCUACUAAAUUUAUUCCAAGUUUUUUGAGAAACUUGUAGAUUUUAGCCUGUGUUCAUAACAGAAAGGAUGAUUUCAGUGGCUUUCUGGACUCUGAGUUUAAAAUCCAUAUGCGGUUGAUUUUCUUGUCAUUGUAAGGUAAAUAUAUUUGUGAGGUCAUUCCACUGGUUCUGUGAUCACUUGGAUGUCAUAGUAUCUUUAAUGGCCUUCAUUCCCAGUUGUGAAAUUUUAUUUUAUAUGCUCGCUCACCCUUUACAAUUCUGCCCACCUCGGGUUGUGAUGCCUGUGUAUCUUUGCCUGUCUGGUCUCUAGUUGGUGGAAUUACCUUUUUUUGUACUGCCACUUCUCAGCAUCUUUGAAAUUUGACAUAAUAUUGCUUCAUUCCAGUUUUUUUUUUUAGUUCUGUAAUUUGUUGAUUGUAUUUAACUAUGUGAGUUCUGUUGUGAUGUUUACUGUAUUGUAAAGCACCUCAAUCAUGUGAUGGGUGCUCUAUAAAUCAAUAAAUGAUGACUUAGAGGCUGUA